Molecule: messenger RNA, 13030 nt
Organism: Onychostoma macrolepis
Lineage: Eukaryota; Metazoa; Chordata; Actinopteri; Cypriniformes; Cyprinidae
Product: protein unc-79 homolog
Exons: 52
Coding region: 318-8264 (2648 amino acids)
Molecular function (GO): protein binding
Source: RefSeq, a predicted model, not a curated record
UCGAUGUUUAAUCAAUAUUUAUUUCAUGACUCGAUCCGCAUCUGCUCCGGAGAGGAAGGUCAGCUCGACGCGGAAUAGUCCAUUUUGUGUACAUGAGCCUUCUGCAAAUAAGCCUUUUUAGAUUUUAAAUCUGAAAUCAUAUGCUAUUAGCACCUCAGUCAGAGAUGCUGUCGUGAAGCUGGACAUUCAGAAGGGUUUUGUGUGAUGUUCUCCUGAGCUCCGCGUCUGUCUUCAGUGGUUUCACCUGAUCAUUCCUCCUGCUGCUCGAACCACUCACAUUUUCACAUUUGCUUUAUGAAUCUUGGAGAUUUUCUAACAUGUCUACGAAGGCAGAGCAAUUUGGCUCUAAGGUUCGAUACUUGCAAGAGUAUCACAACCGUGUGCUUCACAAUAUUUACCCAGUGCCAUCGGGAACAGACAUUGCAAAUACUCUGAAAUACUUUUCCCAGACCCUGCUCAGCAUCCUGUCCCGUACAGGCAGAAAGGAGAGCCAGGAAGCUUCCAAUUUGGCCGUGCCCAUGACCAUGUGUCUUUUUCCUGUGCCAUUCCCACUCACCCCAUCUCUAAGACCACAAGUCAGUUCCAUCAACCCUACAGUUACUCGAUCCCUCCUUUACAGCGUUCUGCGGGACGCCCCGGCCGACCGGGGUGGUGCCACCCAGCAGAGUCGGGAGGUUCAGAUCUCAGAUUACCCCUCACUGGACUAUCAGGGGCUCUAUGCCACCCUCGUCACCUUGCUUGACCUGGUGCCCCUGCUGCAGCACGGUCAGCACGAUCUGGGACAGGCCAUAUUUUACACCACAACAUGCCUUCUGCCUUUCCUUAGUGAUGAUAUUCUCAGCACUUUACCCUACACCAUGAUCUCCACUUUAGCCACCUUCCCUCCUUUCCUGCACAAGGACAUCAUAGAGUACCUGAGCACAUCCUUCCUGCCCAUGGCCAUUUUGGGUUCGACUCGAAGAGAGGGUGGCGUUCCAGCAUAUGUCAAUCUGUCUGCCUCCUCCAUGCUGAUGAUCGCCAUGCAGUACACUUCAAAUCCAGUGUACCACUGUCAGCUUUUGGAGUGUCUCAUGAAAUACAAGCAGGAAGUAUGGAAGGAUCUUCUGUACGUCAUAUCCUAUGGCCCGUCCCAAGUCAAACCUCCAGCUGUUCAAAUGCUUUUCCAUUACUGGCCCAACCUGAAGCCUCCUGGUGCCAUCAGUGAGUACAGAGGCCUGCAGUACACAGCCUGGAACCCCAUUCACUGCCAACAUCUCGAGUGUCAAAACUCUAUUAAUAAGCCAGCGGUGAAGAUGUGUAUUGAUCCAACGCUCUCAGUCGCACUGGGUGACAAACCUCCACCCUUAUACAUCUGUGAGGAGUGCAGCCAGAGGAUCGCUGGCGAUCAUGCUGAGUGGCUUGUUGAUGUGCUUUUACCACAAGCUGAGAUUUCUGCUAUAUGUCAGAAGAAGAACUGCAGCUCUCACGUCAGACGCGCCGUCGUCACCUGCUUCUCAGCGGGAUGUUGCGGUCGCCACGGCAACCGGCCAGUGCGCUACUGCAAGCGUUGUCAUGUCAACCACCACAGCAGCGAGGUGGGGGCGUCGGCAGAGACGCAUCUGUACCAGACGUCUCCUCCGCCCAUCAACACGCGCGAGUGCGGCGCCGAGGAGCUGGUGUGCACCGUGGAGGCGGUGAUCAGUCUGCUGAAAGAGGCAGAAAUCCACGCGGAGCUGCGGGAGUUUGAGCUGAACCGCCGCCGUCAGAUGGGUCUGUCUUCAUCCCAUCAUUCCCUGGACAACCUGGAGUUUGACAACAAAGAGGACGACCAGCACGACCAGAGACUGCUCAGUCAGUUCGGCAUCUGGUUCCUGGUGAGUCUGUGCACGCCGAGCGAGAACACGCCGACCGAGAGUCUGGCGCGGUUGGUCAGCAUGGUGUUCCAGUGGUUCCACUCCACCGCCUACAUGAUGGACGACGAGGUGGGCAGCCUGGUGGAGAAGCUCAAGCCUCAGUUCGUCACCAAGUGGCUGAAGACGGUGUGUGACGUGCGCUUCGAUGUCAUGGUCAUGUGCCUUCUGCCCAAACCGGUGGAGUUCGCCAGGGUGGGCGGUUACUGGGAUAAGUCGUGCAGCACGGUGACGCAGCUGAAGGAAGGACUGAACCGGAUUCUGUGUUUGAUCCCCUAUAACGUGAUCAGUCAGCCACUGUGGGAGUGUUUCAUGCCCGAGUGGCUGGAGGCGAUUCGCACUGAAGUUCCUGACCAACAGCUCAAGGAGUUUCGUGAGGUCCUCAGUAAGAUGUUUGACAUUGAGUUGUGUCCGCUUCCCUUUUCCAUGGAGGAGAUGUUUGGAUUCAUCAGCUGUAGAUUCAGUGGCUAUCCAGCAUCAGUGCAGGAGCAAGCGUUGCUGUGGCUUCAUGUUCUGUCCGAGCUGGACAUCGUGGUUCCUCUGCAGCUGCUCAUCGGCAUGUUCUCUGAUGGUGUGAACUCACUGAAGGAACUGGCCAAUCAGAAAAGAGCUCGAGCCGCAGACCUGUCAGGAAACGCAGGAGCCCGCAGGGUGAGUGUGGUGUCUGACCCCGGCAGGAGAGGGCAGCACAAUAACCUGAGUCCGUUUCCCAGUCCGUUCCGGAGCCCCUUCCGCAGCCCCCUGCGAUGCAGCCCCUUCAAGAACCUCGGCCACGCCGCCGGAAACUGCGCCCUUGACCUGGACUGCGACGACGACGACAUGAACCUGGGCUGCUUCAUCCUCAUGUUUGACCUGGUGCUUAAACAGAUGGAGCUGCAGGACGACGCGCUGACGCUGGGGCUGGAGAGCAGUCUGGGCCGGGAUGUGGUGGGCAUCAUUAACAGUGUGCUGCAGGCUCCGUGGGGCGGAUCGCACACCUGUCAGAAGGACGAGAAGGCUCUGGAGUGCAGUCUGUGCCAGUCCAGCAUCCUCUGCUACCAGCUGGCCUGCGAUCUGCUGCAGAGACUGACGCCGCGCGAGGAGAUACGGCUGGUGGAGCCAUCCGAGUGUCUGGAGGAGAGUUUGAUUUUCCCUCAAACUGAAUUCAAUCUCAAAUCAGAGAAUGGAGCGGAUGAAGCAGACGCCUCAUCAGAAAACCCCGGCAGUCACAAUCCCUCUCCUGAGAUCCCGCCGUUAAAGAAUAGUGCAGACAGGAAGUUCUCGUGCCUACAGCUUCCUGUUUCUCUGAAGCUUCUGUACACCGUUCUGCAGGAGAUGGGUAGGUUUGAGGAGCCAGACAUCCUCUUCAACAUGCUGAACUGUCUGAAGAUCCUGUGUUUGCACGGGGAAUGCCUGUAUCACGCCAGGAAAGAUCACCCGCAGUUCCUGGCCUACAUACAGGAGAAGAUGCUCAUCCCCAGCCUGUGGUCCAUGCUGAGGUCCGAGUUCUGUCAGCUGGCGUCUCUGGUCGUGCCACAGAUCCUGCAUGCGCUCACUCUGUCCCACGGUGCAGAUAUCUUCUGGAGGCUCGUCGACAGCAGCUUCAACAGUCAGGACUGGAAGAUUCGCUUUGAAGCAGUGGAGCGCGUAGCCGUCCUGUGCCGCUUUCUGGACAUCGGCUCGGUCACUAAGAGCCACGUGCUGAAGUAUUCUCUGGCUCACGCUUUCUGCUGCUUCUUGGCCAGCAUCGAGGACGUGAACCCUGCCGUGGCCACCAGAGCGCGUCUGCUGCUGGACACCAUCAAGCGGCCCGCGCUGCAGGGCCUGUGUCUGUGCCUGGACUUCCAGUUUGACACGGUGGUCAGAGACCGGCCCGUCAUCCUGAGCAAACUGCUGCUGCUGCACUCGCUCCGACAGGAGAUCCCCGCUCUGAGCUGGGAGUUCUUCGUCAACCGCUUCGAGACGCUCUCGCUAGAGGCCCAGCUGCACCUGGACUGCAACAAAGAGUUCCCUUUUCCUACAACGAUCACGGCGGUGAGGACUAACGUGGCCAACCUGAGCGACGCGGCCAUGUGGAAGAUCAGACGCGCUCGCUUCGCCCGCAAUCGGCAGAAGAGCGUCCGCUCGUUACGGGACAGCGUGAAGGGUCCGUCCGGGUCCAAACGCACUUGCUCCCUCCCGGAGACUCUGUGCAACAAACUGCCUCUAAGACUCAUAAGACAAGAGCAGUCGGCACCGAUACUGGGAAACAUGCUAGAGAAAAUCCUGUCAGGUGAGAGCUCUCCUCCAGAGGACGACUCCGUCAUUAAAGAUCUGCUGCCGGAGGACGCGGGCAUAGACCACCAGACCGUUCAUCAGCUCAUCAUGGUGCUCAUGAAGUUCAUGGCCAAAGACAAAAGCAGCGCAGAGAUGGACAUCGGCAGUGCCAAAGCCUUCAACACGGUCAAGCGGCAUCUCUACGUCCUGCUGGGAUACGAUCAGCAGAUGGGAUGCUUCAUGAUCACCCCUCAGAAAAUGCGCUCCUCCACCUGCUUCAAUGCCUUCAUCGCAGGAAUCGCUCGGGUGAUGGACUAUAACAUAGGUCUGGGCAAACAGCUGCUGCCACUGGUGGUGCAGGUGCUGAAGUACUGCACGUGUCCGCAGCUGAGGCCCAACUUCCAGGAGCCUCCGCGCUGCUCGCUCUGGGCCCUCAAACCUCACACCAGACAGAUGUGGCUCAAGACCCUGCUCGUCAUCCUCUACAAGUAUCCAUAUAGAGACAUGGACAUGAGUAAAGACGUGGUGCUCCAUCUGAUCCACAUCACCAUCAACACGCUGAAUGCUCAGUACCACAGCUGCAGGUCGCACGUGUCCGCAGGCCCGCUGUACAGCGACAACUCCAACAUCAGUCGCUACAGCGAGAAGGAGAAAGAGGAGGACAGCGUAUUUGACGAGUCGGACAUCCACGAUACUCCGACGGGAGCGAGCAGUAAGGAGUCGCAGACCUUCUUCGCCCGUCUGAAAAGGAUCGGCGGCAGCAAGUCUGUCAAGUAUCAGCCUGUGGAGCUCAACGCUCAGAGAAGUGAGAUUGAGCUGGCCGAGUACAAGGAGGGCGCGCUGCAGGACACGCUGCUGUACUCGGGCCGAGAGGACAGCAACAGCAAGAAGAAGAGGCUGCAAGCCAUGCACAAGCAGAAGUCUCUGGACAUCAGCAACACCGACUCUAUCCUCUUCAAUCUGGACGAGCACCGCCGCAAGUCCUGCAUUGACCACUGCGACCUGCAGGAGCCCUCAUCCUCCUCCUCGAUUGGCCGACAGCAGCACAGAGCUCAGCACCACGGCAAAGACUCCUCCAACGGCCACUCCGUCAUCGACCGAAGAGGCUCUGGCGCUCAGAACGACAGCAUCCGGCCCAUCAUACCAGAGGUGCGGCUCAGCUGUAUGGAGACGUUUGAAGAUAAACCCGCCGGUCUGGACUCGCCGCUGGCCACCCCAGCGCUCGACAAGGACGAUCCGGACCUCAUCGACCUGUCCUCUGACUGCACCUCCAUCCCCGAGAAGCACUCCAUUCUCUCGCUGUCUGACAGCGACUCGCUGGUGUUCGAGCCGCUGCCUCCUCUGCGCAUCGUGGAGAGCAACGAGGACCUGUUUGAGGCACUCAAACUCCCCGGCGGAGUGCUGAGCAAACCCGAGGCUCCGCUCCUACAGGUCAGCCUUGAGGACUGCACCGAGCGCCAGAUGCUCCAGCCCCCCACAGCUUCUCAGGAGGGCACCAUGACCCUCAAACAGAAACGGGAUCUCUUCAGAAAGACGUCACACAUGCCCAACGCAUCCCUGGACGAUUCCUGCGCGCAGCCUGAGGGUAGCGGCGGAACGAGCCCCUCCAGCAGGUCCGUCAUGCUCCAGAUCCCUGCGGACGCAUUCGAGUUGCUGGAUCCGUUACACGCAGAGGGAGCGGGAGACGAGGACAACGACGAGACUGAUGAGAGAGACAGCGACCCCAAACCUGACGACGAGAGCGAUGAAGCUGAGUUCAAGAUCCAGAUUGUGCCACGCCAGCGCAAAGAGAGGAAGAUCGCGGUCAGUGCCAUCCAGAGGGAGUAUCUGGACAUCUCCUUCAACAACAUAGACAAAAUGAGGGAACCGGCCGCAGAGUCAGGUCUGACCGCCUGGUUUAUUAGCAUCCUCCAGCUUUAUGACAAAUCUCUGUCGAAGCUGGAGAAGCCCAGAGAAUCAGCCUCAGCUCCGGCCCUGGAGGCCGCCGUCCCUGAAGCCAGCCAUCGCUCCUCAGUGUCCACUCAGUAUCGUCAGGUGAAGCGAGGCUCGCUGGGUGCCGUGACUAUGAGUCAGUUAAUGAAGCGGCAGCUGGAGCAUCAGUCCAGCGCGCCACAGAACAUCAGCACCUGGGACACGGUCAUACACACCGUGGGAGUAGUGAAAGGUCCAGUGAAGACCAGUCUGCUGUCGGCCCCAAGCACCGCCAGCAUGUUCGUUCCCGCGCCAGAGGACUUCAGCGACGAGCAGCCCACUACGAUGGCCGACAGGUGCCGGGACUGCGGGGCUGUUCUGGAGGAGUACGAUGAGGAGACUUUGGCUCUGGCUGUGGUGGUUCUGUCCAUGUUCAUCCAUCUGAGUCCUGAUCUGGCCGCUCCGCUGCUGCUGGAGAUCAUGCAGUCUGUGGGCAGGUUGGCCUCUAGCUCCAAUUUCACAGGUCAAGCUGAAAGCAUGCUGAUCCCGGGGAAUGUGGCCGGUGUAGCCAAGCAGUUCCUGCGCUGCGUUCUCCAUCAGCUCGCACCCAACGGUAUCCUACCACAGCUGUUCCAGAGCAACAUUAAAGAUGGAAGCUUCCUGCGGACGCUGGCCACGUCUCUGAUUGAUUUCAAUGAGCUGAGCUCGGUCGCAGCGCUCAGUCAGCUCCUGGAGGGUCUGAACAAUAAGAAGACUCUGCCAGCAGGAGGCACCAUACUGCACUGUCUGGACAACAUCGCCACCUUCAUGGAGACGCUUCCCAUGGACUCGCCCAGCAACCUCUGGACAACCAUCUGUAACCAGUUCCACACAUUUCUAACCAAACUACCUGCUGUUCUGCCACUCAAGUGUCCACUGGACUCAAGCCUGAGAAUAAUCAUUUGCUUGCUGAAAAUUCCUGUAACAAAUGCAACAAGAAGUCUGCUGGAGCCCUUCUCCAAACUGCUGAGUUUUGUUCUCCAGUACGGUGUGUUCAGUCUCUCGUAUCUCGUAGAGCUCUGUGGGUUAUGCUACAAAACCUUCAGCAAGGAGAGGGACAAGUUCUACAUGACCCGUAUCGUUGUUCUGGAGUUGCUUCAGGCUCUGAAGUUCAAGUCAUCGAUCCCUGAUACGAACCUGCUGCUGCUGGUGCAGUUUGUGUGCGCAGACAUCGGAUCCAGGCUGGCUGAGUCCACCAUCCUCCAGAAGCACAUGAUCUCUGCGCUGCCCGGGUGCACCACAGCAGCGAUGGAGUGCUUGCGGCAGUAUCUGAGCGAGCUGCUGGACUUCAUCGCAGACAUGCACACGCUGACCAAACUGAAGAGCCACAUGAAGGCGUGCUGCCAGCCUCUGCACGAGGACACGUUUGGCGGGAAUCUGAAGGUCGGUCUGGCUCAGAUAGCGGCGAUGGAGAUCAGCAAAGGCAACCACAGAGACAACAAAGCGGUUAUUCGCUACCUGCCUUGGCUUUAUCAUACACCUUCUGCUAUGCAACAAGGACCCAAAGAGUUCAUUGAGUGCGUGUCGCACAUUCGCCAGCUGUCCUGGCUGCUGCUGGGGUCUCUUACCCACAGUGCUUUGCAUCAGGGCUCCUCAUGCUGUAUGCCCAUUCCACUGGACGCCGGGUCUCAUAUCGCAGACCAUCUGAUUGUCAUCCUGAUAGGAUUCCCAGAGCAGUCCAAGACGUCAGUGCUGCACAUGUGUUCUCUGUUCCACGCCUUCAUGUUCGCCCAGCUGUGGACCAUCUACUGCGAGCAGGCCGCGGCCGCCCCCUCCAAUCAGAACCAGAACGAGUUCUCCUCGGGCGCCAUCCUCACGGGCCUGGAGUUCUGGAGCCGCGUGACUCCCAGCAUCCUCCAGCUCAUGGCCCACAACAAAGUGAUGGUAGAGAUGGUCUGCUUGCAUGUCAUCAGUCUAAUGGAGGCCUUGCAGGAGUGUAACUCAACUAUCUUUGUGAAACUGAUUCCCAUGUGGCUGCCCAUGAUUCAGUCCAACUUAAAUCAUCUGUCCGCGGGUCUCCAGCUGCGUCUACAAGCCAUCCAGAACCGGGUGAACCACCAGUGUCUCCAGAAUCCUGAAACCGGAUCGUUUCCGCUCGCUCUGCGCAAGUGGCUUCAAUGCACUCAGUUUAAAAUGGCCCAGGUGGAGAUCCAGUCGUCUGAGGCGGCGUCCCAGUUUUACCCCAUGUGAUCUUUAAAGCAGCGAGGUGUGCGUGAAGAUUAAUCAUAUGAGCUUUGGCAGCAGCAGAUGUAGUUGCUUCACUAAAGCAGUGGUCUUCCUAGUGUGUGUGUGUUAUUAUCAAAUACAUUACAGAAAUCAUGUAUAGAGAAAAAUGUUAGUCCGUUACAACCAGGGAAAGGUUUUUUGCAUUAUCAAUAGUAUGCAUAUUUCAAACCAAAAUAAACAAUUCAAGAGUUUUUAAAAAAAACUAAUUGCUUGAAUUUAGUCUUUGUGUUAAACUGACACAUAUUUAUUAUUUUACUUGCUUAAAGGAAUAGACACCCCAAAAAUGAAAGUGAAAAUGAAAUGGGCUCACUUUCAGAUCAUCCCAGAUUUGUAGAAAUGUGUCUCUGCAUCAGUGUCUCAGCAAUGGAUGCUCUGCAGUGAAUGGGUGCCGUCAGAAUGAGAGUCCAAACAGCUGAUAAAAACAUCACAAUAAUCCACAGCACUCCAGUCCAUCAGUUAACAUCUGGAGAAGACAAAAGCUGGAACUAAUCCAGCAUUAAGAUGUUUUUAACUAAAAUCCGAGUCCAUAAUCCAUAAUAAAGCUUCCUCCAGUGAAGAAGUGUUCUGGUCUGAUUCAGGAGAGAAAUCUGCAGAUCAAGCAGCGUUUACAAGACAAAACAGCUCUAAACAAACGUGUGGCUGGAUUUUGAUAUGAGAGACGACAGGAGAUGGACUAUUUCACUGGAGGAAGCUUUAUUAUGGAUUAUGGACUCGGAUUUGGCCAGAAGCAACAGUUCAAACACCUUAUUGUAAAGAGCAAAGGACAUAUUGCUCUUGUUGACAAAAAACAUUUAGCCAUGGGUUUGAUUAAAGCUUUAUUUUUAAAAAGCAAACACAUCAACGUCUGACAAAAGCCCUCAUUCUCCGUCAAAUCAGAGCUCUGAGCUCAUCAAAGAGAGACUAUCGUGCAGUGUGUGUGUGUGUGUGUGUGUGUGUGAGUGUACCUGUUUUUCUAUUCAGGUGGGGACUUAAACCUGAAUACACACAGACUCAUGGGGACUUGUGUCACGGGUAAACAAGCUAAUAAAUCACACAGAAUUAAGUUUUUUGAAAAUCUAACAGUGCACCAUUAUGCCUAUGGAGAGUAAGCAAACCAGAUGUGUGUGUGUGUGUGUGUGUGUGUGUGUGUGUGUGUGUGUGAGUGUGAGUGAUCAACUCCCACUGCUCAGAGGCAGCAUCUGGCAGAGACCUGCUGCCAUAUUCGUUUGAACUUGGAGCCCUUUCAAAUAUCUAACUCAUUAAAAGCUGCUUCUAUAAUCAGCGUCUUCCAGGUAGCGUCUCAGAGCAGCUGUGUGAGGAGAGCAGAGCCGAUCUGACCCUCCUAUUUUCAGGUCUCUCCAGUCAAGUGAUGUUUGACUGGGUUCGGCUCUGGCUGGGCCGCUCAAGGUCAUUCACAGAGUCUUCAGUGUCCUGUUGGAAGGUGAAGCUCUGGAGAUCUGGAGCAGGUUUUUAUUAGGGAUAGCUCUGUAAUUUUCUGAUUUCAACUUUCCUUCGAUCAGUCCCUGCUGCUGUAAAACACACCCACAGCAUGAUGAUGAUGCCACCGCCAAGCUUCACCGAUGGUUCAGGUUCAUUUUUUUGUUUUGUUUUUAUGUGUCUUCAUUGAGGAGAGGAUUGAGCUCUCUUGCCAAGGUGCUUAUCUGGAUGCUUAGUUUGACCAGAUGUUUUUUCUGAAAUUAAUUUAAUCUGAAAUUGAUCGGAAAUUAAUCUGUCAACAUAAAGACAGUAUAUUUUUAAUUCGUUUAAUGACAUUGUGAAGUUGUUUGUUUACAUUACCACGGGAAGUAAGGGUGCUGAGGGUGCUGCAGCACCUCCUGGAGUGUAGCCCACGAAAAAAUGGAGUGUUAAAAAUAAAUGAAUGAACAAUUUGUAACAAAAAAUAAAUAAAAUAAAUUUUAUUAAUUUGUAUAUUCAUUAAAAUUCAUUGAAAAAGUAGCCUGAGCCUAAAAUGACCUGAAGCAACGGUUAAACAUGAGUUGAACCAAAUUGACUGUGAACGUCGUUUCAACUUAUUAAACUUAUCAAACUGUUUUUUUAAUAUGCGCUAUAUUAUUACCUGUAAAGUCUGUGCCGUACCCAAAUUAAGAAUUAACAAUUAUUUCUACAGACAUAGUAAAGAGACAGCACGAGAGCGUUUACCUCAGCAGCAACAAAUCUCGCAUUCUCACAUCUGUAGCGCUUAUUUUGAUCUUUAACGGUUUGGUCUUUCCUAUUGAACAAAAUUAAUGCUUACGGUUGAUUCAAUAUUACUCUUAAAAAAACAUAUCAGCAAUCCUACAAUGAGAAAGUCGCUUAUAUUAAACACAACACUUUUAUGGACAUAACGAAGACUGAUGUACCCGCGUUGUAACACAAGUAGUCUAUACAUGAAAGGUUUUUGGAUUUUCCCCUUCCUUUAAAUGAAUGCUUAUGGCUCAUUAUUAUUAAUGGGGGGGACAAACAACAACAAAAAACAUAGGCUAUACAAUAAAAUAGUACAAUGACAAAUUUACCUAGCUUAUAUUAAACUGUGUUUUAUCCACGUUUAACACACAAAUAGGCUAAAUAUGGUUUUCCCCUUAGGCUACCUUAAAAUGAUCGUAGUUUGUGGUUUAUUAUCUUAUUAAUUAAAACACAUCAGCCAUAAAAUAGUAGCUACAAUGGCAUAUUCACAUAUAUUAAACAUCUAACUUUUAUUAACAAAAUGAAUGAGAUGGAUAUAGUCUUGUAUUGUAACCCAAACAAAUAAGGUAUUUUCCCUUAUUUAAAACGUUUGUGGUUCAUUGUUUUGUUUUGUUUUAUAAUGAAAACCCAGCAACAAUACACUCAUUUAUAUUAAACGAAGAAAUAUAAAUUGUAUUACCAAAAGUAGCUCCAUCGUAGUGUCAGUCUUUCUCGCAUCACUCUUGUCAAGUGUGACUCAAAAAAUAAAAAAAUAAAUUAAUUUGUGUUCAUCAUUCUUCACUUCACUAAGUCUAUCCUGCAGACCUUCUUUAUCAAUAAAAGACUUUGCUCGACUGAACUGAUACAACACUACAUUGACUUCACUCUUUUCAAACAUGGCAGAGGACAAUGUAACAAACCCGCAAGUGCACUUUAGAGCUGUUUUACCUCCAGACUUCACUGGGGAUGGCAACGAAAGCUUUUCUCAGUGGGCUUGUCGUUUUCAAGUAUGCUGUGAGACCUCAGGUAUGGACGAACUUCAGCUUGCCAAGGUACUUCCUUCAAGAUUGGCAGGUGCUGCAUUCAGUUACUGGGAUAGUUUGUCGGAUGGCAUAAAAGCUGAUUAUGACACCACUUGUAGCAAAUUAGCUGCAGUUUUCGAACAAAAACAGCUAUUAAGAACCUUUCAGACUUACUUGAAUGCCAGACCGCGUCUGAGUAAUGAGCCAUUGGAAGUGUAUGCUGCCAAAUUGACCCGCCUUGUUCACCAAGCUUUUCCGGACUAUGGAGAAUCAGCAAUCAAAGGUGAAAUUUUGCGACGUUUUAUAGCUGGACUUGAACCUGCAUUGCAAGCUAAGCUGUAUGAGUUUGGUGUUACUACACUUGAAGAUGCGAUUAAAAUAGCUGGUCGGUGUGAGAGAGCACGUUCUGCAGCCACUGAGACUUUUCCUCUGCCGGCACCUGCUGCACCUCAACCAGCCGUGGUACACAGCCUCACGACAGAGUCCUCCAAUAUGCUUGCAGCCAGGGUUUAAAUUGGGCUGGGGCCGUCCGGGGCUGAGCCCCGGCACAUAGACUCCAGGGCUCGACAUUAACGCUUCAUUAAUGCCAGACAAGUAACAUGAUUAAAACAUCAAUAACCAAAAAUAACUAUGUAAACACCAAAACAAAAGUAUUAUUCUGAUUUCAGUAUCAGUAAGUGAGUAAGUGGUGAAUAGUGGAUAUAGCAACUGUAUAUAAUGCAUCUAUUGACAGUAUAAGGUUGCGCUGCUGAGGCGAGGUUCACGCAGCUCUCGAGGAGAAAACAAAACACGCAACACUAAGAAAGAAUACUGAGGUAAAAAUUCAAAAUGGAAAGUUUUUAUAUUUAAAAUACAGUUAGUUAGGCAACAUCACUCAAAGUUUUCACCAUUACGACUGUUUAAUAAUUCUAUAAACAGUUCAAUGAGCAAAUACAAUAAUAUUAGGUCACUUACAUUUUUGGCGGAAUCACAGCGUAUCUCAAAGCAACCAUCCGAUUCAUUGCUGAAUGAUUCAGUGUUUUGAACGAAUCGGUUGAGUCAAAGUAUCAUUAGCCCAUGCAUAAACAUCUGAUGAAUCUGCCGUUUAAAGAAUCGUUUGAAUGAACGACAAUGACUCACUCAUUAAACGCUCACUACUGGCACCUACUGGCGUUUUAAUUUAGUUUAAAAGUAAAAUUUCCACCAUUUAUUUUUUGUAUAUUCAAAAAAAAAUCUUUUUUUAAGAAUCUCAUAAUUUAAUGUAGUUGCAUUUUUCAGUGUAAAUGAUUUAAUUUGAUAACGUAUAGAUAAUAACAACCACAUUAUUAUAAUUGAAUUUAUAGAUCAAAUGUAAGAAUUUGAAAUGAAAGUUAAUGAGAUUAGUGGGAAAAUGCCCUCUAUAAAGGUAAAGAAAAGAAAAAAAUACCUUGGAUAAAAUGUAAAAAACAUGCAGAUUUUUAGCCUAUGUCACAGCUGGUCACUCUCACAGGUCUCAGUCCCUCCCUUGACAGAGAAUGUUGUUCCUGCUUCAGUAGCAUGUACCUCAGAAACAAGAAGUCAGCUUCAUGGUUUUCAAGGUAUUCUAGA